UUUUCAUCCCUGGGGUUUCCCCCGAUUGAACUUUUUGAUUUUGUAAUAACAUUUUUUACAAACACUUUUGUACAAGAAUUAAGAUGGUUCCGCAACUUUUAGGAAUAUCGUCUUCUUCUGCUGAGAUAUGGAUUUAUAUACUUGCUUCAAUUCUGCUUCGACUGUGUGUUUCUCUUGGUCCAUAUUCAGGAAAAGGAAAGUCACCAAUGUAUGGAGAUUAUGAAGCACAACGACACUGGCAGGAAAUUACAUUCAAUCUUCCAAUACAAGAUUGGUACACUAAUUCUUCACUCAAUGAUCUUCAAUAUUGGGGACUUGAUUAUCCACCAUUAACAGCUUACCAUAGUUAUGUGUGUGGUUGGCUCGCAUCUAAGAUUGACAUGGAUUGGGUGAAAUUGGGAGAUUCUCGUGGAAUUGAAAGCAAUCAACAUAAACUCUUCAUGAGGAUAACAGUGUUGGUUGCUGACUUCAUUAUUUUCUACACUGCUGUGUUUGCAAUUUCACGAAUUUGUAAAAGAGAUGAUAAAACUACAAACAACGGACGUGCAUUAUUAUUACUUGGUGUCUUCUAUCCUGGGUUAGUUCUUAUUGAUCACGGCCACUUCCAAUACAACUGCAUUAGUCUUGGUUUCAUGUUAUGGAUGGUAUUUUGUUUUGAACGAGAUUCAGAUGUUUUAGGUUCGGUUGCUUUUUGUUUGGCUUUAAAUUAUAAACAGAUGGAAUUAUAUCAUGCACUUCCUGUUUUCUUCUUCCUUCUGGGAAAAGCAUUAUCUCGUCCAUGGGACAAAUGCAUUUUAAAGCUUGCGCAGUUGGGAAUAACAGUGAUUUUAUCAUUUGUGAUUCUAUGGCUUCCAUUUUUGAGUUCAUUUGAAAGCAUAACGCAGGUUGUUGGUCGUUUAUUUCCAUUCAAUCGAGGGUUGUUUGAAGAUAAAGUGGCAAAUGUUUGGUGUUCAAUUUCCCCAGUGAUAAAGAUUAAGAAGUUGUUUGACCAAACAAACAUAUUGAGGUUAUGUAGUUGUUCAACUUUGUUGUUAUCCUUGCCAUCAUGUUUGCAUCUCAUGUUUCAUCCUAAUGUUAAAGCAUUGAAAUUAUCUCUGGUGAAUGUUUCAUUGAUGUUCUUUCUCUUUUCUUAUCAAGUUCAUGAAAAAUCAAUUUUAAUUUCCGCAGUAUCUGCUAUUUUGAUCUGUGAAAAACUGUCUCCAUAUUUGGUCGUUUGGUUUUUGCACAUGACGACAUUCAGUAUGAGUCCGCUUUUAACAAAAGAUGGAUUGAUGAUGCAACAAUACACAUCUUCAGUUCUCUUCUUAUUCAUUACAAUGCUGUGUUUCUGGCAUCACAAUCAUGUCCGAUUAAACAAACAAGGAAAAUUUCAUAAUGUUGCUCAUGGUUUGUACUGGAUGUCAAUCAUCUGCACUUAUCUGUUGGGAAUUAUUUCAAUCUUGACGAAACCACCAGAGAAAUAUCCAGAUAUUUUUCCUGUUCUUAUUUCUAUUUUCAGUUGUGCAGCUUUUCUUUUGUCUGCUGCAUGUUUCCAUGUUUACCAGUUUGUGCCAAAUUUUCUUACCUAAAAAACUUUUUUUUUCUUAAGUACUUUUAAAUGGUUGGUAAACAGAUUAUACACAGGAGGUAUUAAGAAAUGUGGAAAUCUUGGUUGUAAUAAAAGCUUUGGUUAUACACAUAGUUAUCUUGUUACUGCUUUUCUGGUAUCCGUACUGCUAUGAUUUCUUACACUUGGUUUAUGUUCGCCACAUAUCAUUUAACAGACAUUUAUGUGCAAACAAAAAUUUGACCUUUUUGUUCAUCUUGAAAACUUUGCAUGACACACAUUUUUUUUAAUGUUAAUACAUAUUUAAAGUGUGGUAAUUU
Molecule: messenger RNA, 1866 nt
Organism: Ciona intestinalis (vase tunicate)
Lineage: Eukaryota; Metazoa; Chordata; Ascidiacea; Phlebobranchia; Cionidae
Product: dolichyl pyrophosphate Man9GlcNAc2 alpha-1,3-glucosyltransferase-like
Biological process (GO): protein N-linked glycosylation; dolichol-linked oligosaccharide biosynthetic process
Cellular component (GO): endoplasmic reticulum membrane
Molecular function (GO): dolichyl pyrophosphate Man9GlcNAc2 alpha-1,3-glucosyltransferase activity
Source: RefSeq, a predicted model, not a curated record